This is a messenger RNA of Phasianus colchicus (ring-necked pheasant), 1253 nucleotides long. RefSeq names its product dual specificity phosphatase 13B (gene DUSP13B). Gene Ontology annotation, biological process: protein dephosphorylation; negative regulation of MAPK cascade. The record is from RefSeq and is a predicted model, not a curated record. Gene Ontology annotation, molecular function: protein tyrosine/serine/threonine phosphatase activity; MAP kinase phosphatase activity. Gene Ontology annotation, cellular component: cytoplasm. Lineage: Eukaryota; Metazoa; Chordata; Aves; Galliformes; Phasianidae.
CUUGCAUCACUGUACUAAUCUUCCCAUAAGCAUGUUUGCUCGUGUCCCACAUCAACCUAAACUGUUUAAAAUAAGGCACCCAGCUGUUAGGACAGUUGUUGGUAGUGCUUUAGGAGCAACGUCCAUCUGGCUGAUGCUGCGGUGGGGCAAGGGACAGACUAGAUGAAUUCUAAAGGUCUACCUGGGGCUUCCUAGAAUUGCUGAGAAAAUAAACCAAAACUCUAGAUUGAGAUAUUCAGGUAUUACAGUACAAGCUGACAUCACAUAACCUUUUGCAGCACAGGACACCUAUCUCACAAUGGGAACAAGUUCUCAGGUGGCUCCCACACUGACUAUGGCUUUAAUACAAACAAACAAACCUCAUCAGUGUUCUCUGGAGAAAAGCUGUCUCUGAUACAACCUGAGUGUGUGCAAGAGAGGAGCAAGAUGCUUCACACCAGAGACAACUCCUUUCCGAGCAGCAGCGCAGGCGUCCCAGCAUCCUAUGAAACACCAGCACUAGCAGACCUCCAGCGACUGAUUUGGUUCAGAGGAGGGUCUGAUAACCAUGUGGACCAAGUCUGGCCAAAUAUUUACCUGGGAGAUGCGUGGGCUGCUAGGAGUAUAACUACUAUUCAAAGCCUCAACAUAACUCAUAUCCUUAAUGCAGCGGAUGGGCCAUACAGCAUCAACACAGGAGCCAAAUAUUACAAAGAUCUGCAAAUAGAGUACUUCGGAAUAGAAGCAUUUGAUGAUCCUUCCUUUGAUUUAAGUAUCUUCUUCUACGAUGCUGCCAAUUUCAUAGGCAAAGCCUUAAACACCUCAGGAGGUAAAGUGUUCAUUCACUGUGCCAUGGGGGUGAGCCGCUCUGCAACAUUAGUGCUUGCCUUUUUGAUGAUCCAUGAAAACAUGACGCUCGUGGAUGCUCUGAAAACGGUGGGUUCUCACAGAGACAUCUGCCCAAACACAGGGUUCCUCAGCCAGCUGCGAGAACUGGACAUUAAAUUAAGCGAAGAGAGGAAAAGAACCAGAGAACCUGCUAGCAAAGCAUUGUAAAACGGUAUCACUAAAAGGGAGAGAACAAAACAUUUCUUGAAUUUCCUGGAUCUCUUUGAAAUGAAUUGCAUUUGCAAACUAAGGAUAUAGGUUUAAGAUGCUCCAGAUUGUAUGUCGUUACUAAAAAUACAUUUUACCUGGCCUUCCCAUUUUGCAAAGCCACCUUAGCUUACACUUACUGCUGGUUGUAUAUUAUAUCCUUCCCUCUCCACCUUAAA